Daphnia pulicaria is the source of this 1221-nucleotide messenger RNA. Its product is annotated as major facilitator superfamily domain-containing protein 6-B-like. The record is from RefSeq and is a predicted model, not a curated record. Gene Ontology annotation, cellular component: membrane. The transcript is spliced from 7 exons. Lineage: Eukaryota; Metazoa; Arthropoda; Branchiopoda; Diplostraca; Daphniidae. Bases 174 to 1160 code for a protein of 328 amino acids.
AUUGUACGAAAGACUGUUUAGAAAGCGUUUUGCAACAAAGUUUACAACAACACACAAAUCAACAUGGGAACCGUCAACAUGAAAAAAAUAAUGAUUUGCAUCGUCCAGGACUAUGGAUAUUCGUUGCCGUCCUGUUGGGAGCAAAAAUAUGUAAUACGGCGACGUUCACAUUGAUGGAUUCGUGUUGUAUACGACUGACCGAACUUUAUCACGGGCCUGUAGGUGGACAGAAGAUAUAUGGUGUAAUUAGUGCGAUCAUCUGUUCCCUUGUGGGUGGUGCUCUUGUAACUUGGAUGACGCAACUGAGAAAUUCAAGUCAGCGUCAAUACGACUUGGCAUUCUAUGGAUCAGACUUUCUUCUUCUGUGUUUGGCAUUUACAGUUUUUCAGAUGGAUGUCGUUGGAAGUGACACGUCAAAAAUCGAUUUACAAAAAUUAAAUAAAAAAUUCGUGUUUCAAUCUUUCCUUACACCUAACGUAAUCGCUUUCCUGGCGGUUUCAGUAUUUAAUGGCUUGUGUCACUUUUACAUCGACACAUACUUCGCAGUUUUCAUGAUGGAAUUAGGCGCCAGUGAUUUUCUUCUGAGUCUAUGCUCUGCAGUUUCAAAUAUAUCUGGAAUUCCAUUACUUUUGAUGGGAGACAAAACAAUUGAUCGGUUAGGCUACGCUCGAGUGAUUUCACUCGUACUACUCGCUUUUAGUCUAAGAAUGACUGGUUAUUCGUUUAUAAGAAACCCCUGGUUAUGUUUGCCACUUGAAGUGCUAAAAGCGUUGACAAGCCAAUUUUUUAUCCUUGCAUCUUGCCGAUUUUGUUCUGAGACAGCUCCUGUUGGUUUAUUGGCUACUCUCAAUGGAGUCCUACAUGCUUGCAACUUCUCCAUAGGAGGAGGAUUUGGUAACUUUUGGGGCGGAUUCUUGGCCUCGCGAAUGGGAAGAGCAUCUGGGUUUCAAUUGAUGGCCCUAAUCUCAGCAUUAGCUAGUGUACUAUAUUACGCAUUUUAUUAUUGUUUUCUGAAAAAGGUAACAAAGACCCUUGAAAAUGAAACUAACAUAACGUUCGUAAUCUCAAGUAGCCCUAUUCCAAUUAACGCAAUUGGUAAUUUUGGUGAAACUAGCAGAAAAUCUCUUAUUAAAGGACAAAAAUUUGUAUUACGUUCGUAAAUUAUUUCGCAUUUCACCAUAUUAAUGUAAAACAAAAAUUUAUAUUGAUAGUUAUUAAAGA